GGCAGGAGGAAGUCGCCAUGUUGGGUGUUUGUGCGAGGGUGGAAGUUAUGCGGUAGGUUUUCAAUUCCUGCCAGGCAUUGUCACCGUUCAGUGGAGUUGGAUAAAAGACUGGGAUCUUGGAGUUUAUCGGACGGUGUUGGUUGAUUUUUUAAUCAACCAUGCCGUUAAUAAAACGACAGGUCAGUCCGUCCGAAUUAAGUCGUGGAAAGUUAGAAGAUGGGUUUAAGAGUGAAUUGGAAGCGGUGUCUGUAAACACGUUAUGUGGAAUCAUGCGACAACUUAGUAGCAUUUCUAAACACGCAGAGGACCUUUUUGGAGAGUUAUUUGCAGAAACGAAUAAUAUCUGUCAAAGAACGAACUCCCUUCAUGAAAGAAUGCAGAAUUUGUCCAUUAAAGUGACACAACUGGACUCCAAUGUGGAAGAAAGUAAGUGAUCAAGGUUAUGGGUGCUGAAAGAAUAUAUUGCCUACUUUGGAUUGCUCGGCCAGAUUUGUUGAAUUCCUUUGUUCGUGGACGACGGAAAUCGACAUAAUCUUGCUUGUUAAAAAUACACUUUCUUACUGUCGAUAUCACCUUUUUCAUGAGCUUACGCUGUAUAAAACUUGAUAUUUUUAUCUUGAUUCAAUGAAUAAUUAAGCGUCGCUAUUCUUAUUCUCGUCUUGGUUGGACAAAACACCAUUCUAAAUUGAGGGGUUACCCUGAUUUAAAUCGCGAAAUUGUUCUCCUUGAAAUAAAUUUUGUUCGGAAAACUUUACCCUCUAAUCAUAAGCUUAAAAUCGUGUUUUCUGAAUAAUCUGGUUACGGUCAUUCCUCGUCACAGUGAUUGCCUUUCGAUACAAAUACGAAAUAUGUCAAAUGGGUUAAUUGUUUCCAAAAUUUCAGUUGUUUUCCUAAUUAACGUUUCAGCUUUCCCACAUUUUGCUUGUUUGUUGUAUGACUGACAAGUACGUUUAAUUGCUUCUAUACUUUAAGUCUUGAAAUAACGAUUAAUAAAAGGAGUUUGGAUGGGUUAUGGUUUGUUUCUUGUGGCUAUUAAUGCGAAUGUAAAACAAUGGAAGGAAGUUUGUCUCUUUAUCUCUGACACCCUCUCGGAAAGGGUCAGACUAGUGCUGUUGAUUGCACAAUUCCUUGAAGAAAUUGUGUUCCAUUGAGAAGAGUCCAUAACUUUGCUUCCUGUUAAAUUUCAAAAUUUACUAUAUUGGUCAUGAAAAGAUGGUAUGUUCUAGAGUUUGUUUGAUGAGAAAUGAGGUUUCUAAUAACAAUUUCUUUGCCAUCUUUUUCCCAUGAAUGUCUUAUUCAUUUUACAUUGAUUUUCCAUUUUUAACUGUUCUAAUUUCUUCCCUGAAUUUAGUUUCUUUACAAGACAUAAACUUGCGCAAAGCCUUCAGGAGUACAAUUGUGACAGAACAACAGGUUCUGGCAAGCAGCACUCUUCCCUCAGCAAUGAAGGAGAGGUACAGUGGUUGUGACAAACCUCCAAGACUUCAAGAUAUGAAUCCUUACAGAGAUGACAAAAAGGAUGCACUCAAGUUUUACACUGAUCCAACUUACUUCUUUGAGCUAUGGUGUGAAGAGAUGAGAAAAGAAGUAGAGAAAAAGAAGAAAAGAAGGGUAGGUAUUUCUGCUUUUGUCUGCUGUUGUGAAACUUUGACACCUUUUCAACAGACAGAUCAGGUGUAGAACUAAAACCAGUUGCAGCUCUGCUACCCUAAGAUUACCAUGUUAUUAUUUUUGUUCAGCUCUGCAUUCUUGUUCAACCCCGUGUUGUUUGUUUUGUGACAGUUAUACUGUACUCAAAAAAGCCCUCUUUUUAAGAUCAUCCCCUCAUCCUGUGAUGUUGUAUUUCUGGGCUGCACAAUUAAUUGCCAUUGACAGUACCUCUCUUUGCCCUGGGAGAAGGAAUGGAUGUUGACAAAUGUCAGUGAAACCCAACAAAUUUCUUUUAUUGGGGUGACUAACCUUACCCCACAUGCAACCUGAGUCAGCUGUAAAACUUUUAGCCUCUUAAUGCCAAGGAAACUAGUGCUAAUGAAUGUGUAAGCAUUGAGUUAUGGGUAUAUUAGCAAUGACCUGAGCCACCAGGCAUUUAUAAGUUAGAUUCUGUUUUGUUUUAGCGGGCUGGCCGGGUGAGGGCUGGAACCAGCGAGAAAAAACCUGUCAAGGCUGUGAAGAAGAGAGUCUACUGUGCACAAGGUGAGGAAUUUAAAACUGCUGGCAUUGCUACAACAACACCUGCUACUGUUACAGAAGAUAAUCAUAAGCCUGAAAGACGUAAUACAGAGUACUCUAAACAGCCUAAUGGUGGCAUCCCUGAUGGUGAACCACCCAAUCAUAUCAUCAGUCCAGGUGAUGGAGCAGGAAAAUCAGGUUCUCCAGCUCAGCGAAGACAGUCUAGACGGUACACUGGUAAUAACAUAAACCGUCCAAAUGUAGCACCACCUCCCCCACCAGUCCCAGCAAUUGGGGGUGGGCCUCCUCCUCCUCCAGCUCCUAUUGCAGCACCUGCUGGAAAUGCAAUUCCUCCACCACCACCGCCACCAGGGGUUCCUGCAGCUCCUCCCCCUCCACCACCACCUCCCUUACCAGGUGCAGGAGGAAUGCCAUCUCUAAAGCAAGCUGCAUCUCAGUCUUCUGUUGGGUUACAGCCAACAAUCUCACCAUCUUCAAAUUCACUGACAACCUCAGAGUCAAGUAUAAGUGUUCAAAGUGGAGACACACCCCUCCCUCCUAAGGAACAAGUUGAUGCUCGCAGUGACUUACUGUCUGCCAUCAGAAGAGGUAUGGAGCUCAGGAAAGUCCAAGUUCAGGAAGCAAAGAAAGAGCAGCACAGUGACACAAACGGUAUCAUGGAUGUGGCGACCAUCUUGGCUCGUCGUAUUGCAGUUGAGUACUCCUCUAGCGAGGAUGAAAGUGAGACAGGUUCUGAAUGGUCAGAUGGGGAAGAUGAGUGAAUUAUUUUGUAUUGGUUUCAUACUUUUGAAUACUUUUGAUACUUUUAGAAUCAACAAAUUGAAAAACUCACACAGAAUAGUCAUUGAUAGAUUGAGGGUUCUUGUGCCAUCUUCCAAGGCCCAAAAUUAAUUUUGUACAAGUGUGAGGUAUGUGAAAUAAUUUCAUACAGCCUCCGUUCGUGGAUUUUGUAUCAACUUUUAUAUGAGUAUAAUACAACCCAACCAUGUACAAACUGAAUCAUAUCAUACUUUUGUCGGUGAUAAUUUGUUACAAAAAGGUUAAGGAAUAGUUACAGAUGUGUGAUAUUUGAUGGGAAAAUGAAAGUUUUUUAAAUUUCGCUAUCAUUGAAAAAUUUUGAAUAAGAUGUUAAGAAGUGUAACAUUAAGGUUGAACCACAGUGGGCAACAAUUUGCUAUCACAGGUCUCUAUUACAGACAGCCCCUUUUAUCUAACUCCAAAAUAAAUUGGCAGAAUGUUACGUAAUAAUUAAUUUCCUCUCCACAAGUAUACAAACAAAUUAGCACCAGUUUGAACCUGGGCAACUUGUUUUGUUCUUUAGCUAGGACAAAGAUUCUGACCAAAAUUCUCCAUGUCCUAUGAAGAUAAUUUUCCUUGGAACCUGUUCAAUUGUCUUGUUACAGCAAAUAGUCAACUGGUUUGUUUUACCCAAAAUAGUAUUUUUAAGGGUGCUUGCUGAUUGUUUAAAUAAGCUUGAACUGCAAGUCAAUUUUAAGAGUUAAUUAUUGUUUAUUGAUGUUGUAACUUAUGAUUGUUACUUUAUGAAUUAAUUUUACAUUAUUGUCUUAUUUUAUGCUUUAUGUCUCUUUUGGUGCAAAAAGUCCUUUGAUUUCCAAUUUGGUUUGCUAAUGUUUCUGACUUAAGUGUCCUUGGUUCAGUAAAGUUCUGGUAGUAAUCAAUUUUUUAACCUUUUAAUCCCUAAGAGUGACUGGCAUCCAAUUUGUCCUCACUUUAUCACCAUUGAUCCAAACAUUUAAGUCAUGAGAAUGAAAAAAAAUGAUCACCAACUUGUGAAGUUUGUGAUUGUUAAAGAAAUCCUCCUACUUAGUACCAUAGAAAUGUAUGGAGAAUACUACAGUUAGGGCAUGAAAUAAGAAAAAGAAAAUGCUGGUAAAUGGGCAACUAAAAAGAGUCAUUUCUGCUGGAACUUAAUUACUCUUUUACUUUUGGUGUACAUUCAUACUUUGGUCAUAGGUUGCUUAUGAACAGAUCAGGUCUUUAUUGAAAAUAUUUGUUUUGUCACGUGUUUUGUUUCCCGAAUGGGUAAACUCCUCUUUGGCUGGUGACUGAUUGUUUACUUUACAAUCAAUAGCCAGAACUGUUAAGGGUGACUUUGCUAUUUUUCUUAAUGAAGAGAGAGCUAAAUGAGGGUAAACAUUUAGUUUUAACCUUAAAAAUCUGGAAUAUUGAUACAUGUAGCUAAAAUUAUGGCAGACUUGUAAAAAGCACUUUAAAGCCACAUGAAUUUUUUUUAUAAAUAAAAUAUGGUAUCAA
Messenger RNA from Pocillopora meandrina, 4464 nucleotides. The record is from the annotation of a GenBank genome assembly. NCBI's taxonomy places the organism in Eukaryota, Metazoa, Cnidaria, Anthozoa, Scleractinia, Pocilloporidae.